AUGUCUCCUGCCUUCAAUAGCCUGGAAACAGACGGUCUAGGAAUGAGAUUUCCCGGAUAUAAUGGGGAAAGCAUCCAAAAGAAGAAAAUAAAAGUGAUAGUGAAAAUGGAAGUGGCACAAAAGAAAAUGAAGCAUUCAAGAAAAGCUGUCAAAAAUGACAGGUCAUAUUUUCCCAUCAGCCUCUUGCCGUAUCAGUGGAAAGUGGAAGACGUGUUGAAGAUCUCAAAAAAGCCACAGCAAGUUAGCAUAUUCAUUGAUAAACUGGUAUCCGGGAGAAUGGAUGUAAUCAAGGUUCCGUUGUCACGGAGCGGGAGGUGA
Molecule: messenger RNA, 318 nt
Organism: Histoplasma capsulatum G186AR
Lineage: Eukaryota; Fungi; Ascomycota; Eurotiomycetes; Onygenales; Ajellomycetaceae
Exons: 1
Coding region: 1-318 (105 amino acids)
Source: RefSeq, a predicted model, not a curated record